Molecule: messenger RNA, 1756 nt
Organism: Otolemur garnettii (small-eared galago)
Lineage: Eukaryota; Metazoa; Chordata; Mammalia; Primates; Galagidae
Gene: SYCE1
Product: synaptonemal complex central element protein 1
Exons: 13
Coding region: 1-990 (329 amino acids)
Biological process (GO): synaptonemal complex assembly
Cellular component (GO): synaptonemal complex
Source: RefSeq, a predicted model, not a curated record
AUGGCUGGCCGGGCUGGCCCUUCCGAGCCGGAUGCUGCGGGAACCCAAGAGCGGGCCCAGAAGGCCGCAGGGCAAGACAUGUCCUCACAGAAAAUUGAAGACUUGAUGGAAAUGGUGAAAAAGCUACAGAAAGCGGGAAACCUAGAGCCCCGUGUUGAGGUCCUGAUUAACCAGAUUAAUGAAGUUCAGCAAGCAAAAAAGAAAGCAAAUGCAGAGCUAGGAGAAGCUCGGACCAUUUGGGAGGCCCUGCAGAAGGAACUUGACUCACUGCGUGGAGAGAAAGUACGACUGAAGGAGAUCUUGAACAAAAAACAAGAGACCCUGAGGAUCCUCCAGCUGCACUGCCAGGAGAAGGAAAGUGAGGCACAGAGGAAGCACACCAUGUUGCAGGAGUGUAAGGAGAGGAUUUCUGCCUUGAACACCCAGAUUGAGGAGGAGAAGAACAAACAGAGGCGGCUGAGGUUGGAUUUUGAGGAACAGCUGGAAGAUCUGAUGGGCCAACACAAGGACCUCUGGGAAUUCCACAAGCCAGAGCAGCUAGCAAGGGAGAUGUGUGCCCUGGAGAGCAGUAAGGAACAGCUGCUCGAGGAAGAGAAGCUGGUCCAGGCAAAGCUGGAGGAUGUGAAGCAUCAACUAUACUCCCUGUGCGGGGCCAAGGGCUCCUCUGUCAUCACUGAGGGGCUCUUCCUUCGCAGUCAGGAGGCUGCAGCAGCAGCGCAGCUGUUCCAGGAAGAGAACAAGAAGGCUGAAGAGCUCCUAGCAGCAGCUUCCCAGCAGCACCAGCAGCUGCAGCACCAGUGCCAGGAGCUGCAGCAGAAGCGGCAGCGACUGAAGGAGGAGCUGGAAAAGCACGGGAUGCAGAUCCUUGCCCAAAUCCAAAGCAAGCAGGAGGAGGGGACUGGCCCCAGAGAGGCCAGUCCAAAGCCCCUAAGAGUCCAUGAGGAGAAAGAAGUAGAGCCAUCCACCGAGCACAGCCUGGUUCCCUCCUAGGCCACAAGUACACACUCUACUCCAACCUCAUCCCAAGGGGUUUCAGGAAAUAAAGGCACUAUUUUUGUACAGUGUAUGUCAGCUGAGUCUAUGCUGUGGAGGGGUGGGGGUCAGACCCAAAACCCAGAGGCCACUGAGACUAUGUAAAACCUUGGCCUGACUCUGGUUUGGAUUCCAGUUCACUAAUGCUCUUUUAAAAAAGAACUUGAACUCUAUACUGACCUCUGCCAUCCUGUGUUGUAGUCCCUAGUGGUAAGCUGAUAGAAAGAAAUAUAAUUUGAGGCUAUGUGAGCUUCUGCUCUCAUGGACACAAAAUGUAUAACUAAGACACCUGUUGACAGGAACGUGGUAUGUUAGAAAUCCUCAGUGUGUAGCAAGUUAGGACUCAAACUGUGUAUCUGAACAUGCCUCAGAUUCACCAAAAAGCAUUGACCCAACUAAGGCCAACUACAGGAGUCCAGUCUACACCUUCUGUGUCAAGAUAUAAUGUGUGAAUGACAAAGGGGUCCCUUUUCUUGACCAGUUCCCACCAGGUGGGCUAGUAACAUGGUGGGUUAGAGAGAGGGUCGCUCUGGAGAGCACUGUUUAUAUGGAGGAGGGAAAGAACAUGGCAAGGAGGAGAAAGUCUCUAGUCAGUCCAGAACCAGCUGAAGUCCUAAAAUUCAGUGUCUCGUUUCUCUAACUAUAAGAUGGGGUUAAUCAAAACUGUGUUAUAAAUAAACUCAAGAAACACUAUCAAGAAUAACAUACUAAGUGGAAAUUUUAA